AAAAAGAUCAUGUAACAUUGUUUUGUUAUUGUCUUCAGGUUCACAUAGGGUUCUGUGCAUUUCUUGUGUACCAAAAUAAAACUUCUGAAAAUAAACCACUUCCUAUUUUUUACGAGCAUAAGGUCCGGAAUUGAAAUAGGGGAAGUUGAGAGCAGUAAGUUAUAAACCUUUCCCCCUAAUGUUUAAUUAGAAACGGGACCAGUCGCAUUCCGUAUAAAUUCUAAGUAGCACUCUGUUGGGAAAAAUGGAAGAAAACCCUGUGUUACUUCAUGGUCCUCCGCCGCCCCCAAUGAAUAUAUUGCCACCAACUCCGGCCGGUCUGGAAUCCUUAUAUUCUUUAUGUAGAAAAAUAUAUCCAGACCAAGUGAAUCCUUUGCAAGUCACUGCAUUAUUAAAAUACUGGUUAGGAGGUCCGGACCCAUUGGAUUACAUUUCCAUGUACGCCAACCCUGGAAUACCGCAAGAAAAUAUACCCCCUCACUGGCACUACAUAAGUUUCGGUUUGUCAGACCUGCACGGAGAUGCCAGAGUGCACGAUGUCUCAAACUCUGAUGGAAUCUCAGGAUUCGGAUUUGAAUUGACUUUCAGACUGAAAAGAGAACCGGAGGAGACUGCUCCUCCUACAUGGCCGGCUACUCUGAUGCAAUCACUUGCCAAAUAUGUAUUCCAAUCAGGUAACACCCUGUGCGCGGGUGAUCAUGUAUCCUGGCAUUGUGCCCUUGAUAACAGUGAGUCUAGAAUACAGCACAUGUUGAUGACAACGGACCCUCAGUUGAAAUCGACUAGAACCCCCUUUGGGACAGUAGAUUUUAUACAGAUUGUAGGAGUUUGUACAGAAGAGUUGAAAGCUGCACAGCAAUGGAAUGGCAUGGGUGUUCUUGAGAUGUUGAAACAACAUCCUUUUACCGGUGGCAUUUGGCACAUAACGGACAUGAGAAGAGGUGAGAACAUCUUCGAACUGAACGUGAACGCCCACGAUGUAGUCGAAAGGGGGGUGGAAUCCGAAGGAUCCAACUUGAGCGGAGUGAGCGCCAGGUGCUCCUGGGUGGAACAACUGGAAUGGUGCGCCUCCGGCAGGAAAUCCAGGAAGGAACUCAUUGAGCCAAGCGUGGAUUGCGACAGAGGAGACGACUUCAGGAGAAAUCCAGAUCCCGCUACUUCUUUGAGGCGACAGGAGUCUCUGUGCGGGAACACCUUCAGGUUGGACGACCUGCAUUAUAGCACCUCCAGUUUGCCAGAGACCUCCGAACUGGGACACCUGAAGAGGUUGGAAGGGGUGUUGCUGGUUUUCAAUUUGGAGGCUGGGAGUUUACUGCCUUUGGCCAUUAGAGGAAGGGUUAAACACGGGAGGCAUUUCACUUUCAAAUCGGUCCUCGGAGAAACUGCCAUAACUCUGGUAACUUCUGCAGUAACAGGAACAAUGGUGGAUGUAGAGCAUCCCUAUGUGGCCCAAGGGUUUUGGCUCCAAGUUUUCAUCCCUGACGAUUUAGCCCAAGAUAUGAGCGAAAAAUUUCAAAUCUUGUCCAAUCCGGAAUCUCUCAUCUUACCUCACACUUUCACAUGGCACGAACACAAACUGUCAAUAACCAUCAUACCAGAUAAAAUUUAAAUAAUAAGUGUCAUCCGAUAAUGAUACAACCAGAUUUUAUAUCAAAGAUUCGAGAAUUUUGGAUUUUAUCUCGUUUAAAAACAAACGGAGAGAGACUUACGAAUAAAAGUGAUGGUGUGACAGUGAAAAGAUUCCAUUAGCAUAUUGUUAAUGUUUUGUGACAACCCGAAUAUCUACCGUCCAGCAAGUGCCUUCUGUAAUCUAUUCUGCAAACGUUAUUGUAUUUUAAUCUCGACUAUUUCUAAUUAUUUAUUGAAGAGUUUGUAAUUUAUUUUAUAUAUGACAUUUAUUCCUUAUAUUGAUGUUUUUCUAUUCAGAACGAAACAGUUAUUUUGAAUAAUAUAUUGUAUUUAUAUCUUCA
This is a messenger RNA of Harmonia axyridis, 1970 nucleotides long. It is a transcript of the gene Su(fu), whose product is annotated as suppressor of fused homolog. The transcript is spliced from 6 exons. Lineage: Eukaryota; Metazoa; Arthropoda; Insecta; Coleoptera; Coccinellidae. Gene Ontology annotation, cellular component: nucleus; cytoplasm. Gene Ontology annotation, molecular function: transcription factor binding. The record is from RefSeq and is a predicted model, not a curated record. Bases 245 to 1609 code for a protein of 454 amino acids.